CUACAACACUUGCACUUGCAUCCUAUCGCUCACAAAGAGCUAGAGAUACCAGCAGGCAGCAGUAAAGAUCAUAUAUAUAUAUAUCCAAGUACAUACCGGCCAGAUCGAUCGAUAUCUCACCGUGAAUUGGUAGAGAUCUCGCCAGCAGUAAAGAUCAGUUGAUAUAUAUUACUAGUUGUUUACAGGUGGUUGCUAGCGCGCUAGGGCACCAUGAUUCCGGGCUCGGCCGUGUACCACGUCGUGGAGGCGAUGGCGCCGCUGUACACAGCGGCGGUGCUGGGCUACGCAUCCGUGCGGUGGCUCAAGGCAUUCUCCGACGAGCAGUGCGCGGGCAUCAACCACUUCGUCGCGCUCUACGCCGUGCCCGUCCUCAUCUUCCACAUGGUCUCCACCAACAACCCCUACCACAUGAACGAGCGCCUCAUCGCCGCCGACACGUUGCAGAAGGUGGUCAUCCUGCUCGUACUCAUGGCGUGGGGGCUCUGGAACCACUUCCGCAGCCGACGCAGCGGAGGCGACGGGAAGGCGGCGGCGCGGGCGUCGCCGCUCAAGUGGGUGGUGACCACCUUCUCAAUGGCGACGCUGCCCAACACCAUCAUCAUGGGUGUGCCGCUCCUCGACGGCAUGUACGGGGAUGUCUCCGGUGGACUCAUGAAGCAGAUCGUAGUCUUGCAGUUCUGCAUCUGGUACAACGUCGUAAUCUUCCUCUACGAGUUCAUGGCGGCGCGGGAUGGCAGCGCCAAGAUCAGCCCCGAAUCGCCUUUGGCGACGGAGGCAACGGUGUCCGAGAACUGCGCGAGUCAUCAUGAGGUGGCCGUUAACAUUGAGAUCACUGAGGUGGCGGCGGCUGCAUCGUCCACGCCACGAGAUCGUAGCGUCGCCGACGGGACGAUGUCAGUCGCGAAGGAGCUGAGUGGAAGUGUUACGACGGAGGAGGUGAUGGAUGCCCCCCUGCCAACGACGGCUCAGCAGGUGCCGUCGGUGAUGCACGUCGUAUGGAUGGCGGGGAAGAAGCUUCUCAAGAUUCCGAAUACCUAUGCGAGCUUCCUUGGACUCAUCUGGUCUCUCGUGGCAUUCAAGGCUGGAAUCAAGAUGCCAAAAAUUGUCGACGAUUCUCUGUUCACCAUAUACACAACAGCAGUUGGGCUAAGCAUGUUCGCUUCAGGUACGUUCAUAGCGCGGCAGUCACGGUUCGUGCCAUGCGGGUACACGAUCGCGUCGCUCUCCAUGGUGGUCAAGUUCCUGAUAGGCCCGGUGAUCAUGCUGCUCGCCUCGCUCACCAUCGGACUGCACGGCACGCUUUUGCGCAUUGCAGUUGUACAAGCGGCUCUCCCCCUGGCCGUAACUUCCUUUGUGUACGCUGAAGAGUACAAGGUCCACGCCGACAUCAUGAGCACUGGGGUGAUUCUUGGGAUAUUUAUAUCGCUGCCUGUCACAAUUGUUUACUAUAUUUUGAUGGGGCUGUGAUGGUGGUUCUACUAGAUUAAGCAAAAGGCUUCAAUUGCAUGUGCAAAAAUAGCUGUUAGUAGAAGAUAGCAAGCACUCAGUAAUUGAAGAUGACAACUGAACAGCUCGAUCAGAAAAAAGAUGCGCAACCGCGCAAGAAAAAUGUGACCCAUGCUGUCAAAUAAUAAUAAUAAUAAUCACUACUACAUGUACGUAGAUGAUAGAUUACGUAUAUACUGUAUUUGUCAAAACUUUUGAAUGUACAUCAAUCAGAAGGGCUAACAGUUUGCUACCCUUGUUUAUGAACUUUC
This is a messenger RNA of Phragmites australis (common reed), 1757 nucleotides long. Its product is annotated as probable auxin efflux carrier component 9. Lineage: Eukaryota; Viridiplantae; Streptophyta; Magnoliopsida; Poales; Poaceae. The coding region runs from base 211 to 1467 and encodes 418 amino acids. Gene Ontology annotation, biological process: auxin export across the plasma membrane; auxin polar transport. Gene Ontology annotation, cellular component: endoplasmic reticulum; plasma membrane. Gene Ontology annotation, molecular function: auxin efflux transmembrane transporter activity. The transcript is spliced from 5 exons. The record is from RefSeq and is a predicted model, not a curated record.